UUGAUGAGGUUUGAGGUUGACUUGACUGGUUAUCCGAAAGAAGAGAAUAGACCACUUAAAUGUGACGAACGGAAAAGACAAGAGCGGAACAUCAUAGACCUGAUAAAUGAUUACCGCUAUGUUUUUCCUGAUAACACCUGUUAUUUGUCAUCAAAACCGAUGCAUACCAACACUUCUCUGUUAUACAUUUUUGAAUACCAAGGAAAGCAAAUUCCACGUGAUUGCCGGGAAGUAGCACUGCACAGCGCAGACGCAACUUUGGAUUUUUACAAGUUUUGUGUCACUCUCAUUUCUUUCAUCGACCCAAACUGCAGCAUUACUGUUGAAUUUAAAUUUAAAGAACGAGACAACGAAAACCUCAUGAUUUUCAACUGCAAUACCACAGAAAAUGAUACUUUUUGUACAAGCGAAGAAACAGAGCUUGGGAUGAAUAUUAAUCAAGUCUUGGGGUUUAAAAAUGCCAAUUUUAUAUUUUUGAUUCAAAAUAUAGCAUCUACCAAAUAUUCAUAUCAAGGUAAUAAUAAUACAAUGCAUGUGUCGUCGGUUACAGACGUCGGAAUGUUUGCUGGGAUCGUCGUCGGCUCUAUCUUUGCAUUUCUCAUCGUUGUCAUUGCCUGCUAUGUUUAUAUUAGAGGACGGAAUUCCAAAGGUCCAUAUCACCAAGCUAAAACCUAAAUAUUGCCAAACAAGGAAUAAUAUAAGUAUACAUUAAAAGACUCAUCCAAACUGAGUGCUAUGGCGUGGCGAAGUCGGAUUUCCCGAAAGAGCAACCAUCAGAAAUGUUUUUAGUGUAGUUUUAAUUUUCAUUUUUACAUGUAUGUAUCAAAUAUGUACAUCAUACACAUAACAUUCCAUAAUACAAGAAUUAUUUUUAAAAUGUGUCGCAAAAUUGUUUUGCUCAGAUAUCAUGUUCACUUUCUUGCUAAUGUUAUUAUUUGUUUAAAUUUUAAGAACAUAUCUACUAACUUUAUUUUUGACAUUAAAAAAGGUAUAUACUAUAAACCACUGAAGGACUCUAAUGUAUAAACACAUUUGUUUGCAAUGAAAGUGCAUCUAUUUAUAAUGAAUGUCGAUAUUAUACGUAAGUUCAUUUUCACUGUGAUUCAACAUCUUAUUUCUAUUCAAAAAGAUCCUUAUGUCGCGGGUUCGAAUCCCACUGAUGGAUGUAUAGAGCAGUCAUUCGAAAGAGACCGAACAUGUAUAAACCGAGGUCUCGUGUUGCAGUAGGUACUGGCACGAAAAAAGAUCCCUCCCUGGUUAAUGGCCCUCUUUUCCAUUAGCAUAGAAUUCUAUAGAGGUUGGGGAAAAUGAAAUUCUUAAACAUAUUGAUUAGAGUACAGAUUAUAAUUUUAAAAUUAAAUAUUUGAUGCUAAUAGUUCUACUUACUUCUCGAAAGCAUAAAGUUUUAGGUUUACUUUUUUGAAUUUAAAACAAUGUUGG
This is a messenger RNA of Saccostrea cuccullata (small rock oyster), 1440 nucleotides long. RefSeq lists its product as uncharacterized. The transcript is spliced from 6 exons. The annotation marks the transcript as partial. Lineage: Eukaryota; Metazoa; Mollusca; Bivalvia; Ostreida; Ostreidae. The record is from RefSeq and is a predicted model, not a curated record.